UGUCGUCCAUUUUUCCGAACUUCCGGUCCCGAAGCAGCAUGGCAGAGCUGAAGAUUAAUCGGCAGUUCGCAGAGCGCUAUGAGCGGUACCGGGAGAAGGAGGAGCUACAGCGGCUAAAGGAUCGAUAUGGGGACAAAGGUGAAGAGGACAAUGGAUCGUCCAGCUCGGCAUCUGAAAGUGAGGAUGAGCCGACCAUUGAUCCAGAAGUGGAAAGGGACUUUUAUCGUACCCUAUCAAUGCUCAAAAAGAAAGAUCCAAGGAUAUACCAAGAGGAUGUCACUUUUUACAAGGAAACAGAUCAGCCAACUACCAGUCAGAGCAAAUCCACCAAGGAAAAGCCCAUGUACCUUAAAGACUACGAGCGGAAAGUGAUCCUGGAGAAGGAAGGAAAAUAUGAGGAUGAAGAAAGCUCAGAUGGAGAAGAAGGCCUGAUACAAGAUCAGAGGUCUCGAUCCCCAACGUACCUAGAGGAACAGAGGCAGAUCAAAGAAAGUUUUCGAACGUUUAUUGUGGACAGUGACAAUGAAGAGGAAGAGGGCACCACAGCUAAUCUCUUAACCAAACGACUGAAAACCAACAAAGAGCAGGAGGAGGAGGAAGACGAAUACAUAGCAUGGCUGAAAGGGCAGAAAGACAUAGAAGGGAAAGAAGAUCUGAAGGAAAUGAGUCAUCUGAAGGCAUACUGGACUGAUCCUUCCCUGGAUGAAGGAGAGAAAUUUCUGAGAGAUUAUAUUCUAAACAAAGAGUAUGUGGAGUCUGAAUCUGAUGAAGACGAGGAAUGCCCCCCAGCACUGGAGGAAGCACCACAUGUCUCUGAUUCUGAGGACGAAGGGGAACUUUUCUUGAAGAAACAAGAAGAUUUUGAAAGAAAAUAUAACUUCCGAUUUGAAGAGCCAGAAUCUGAUUUGAUUAAGACUUUUCCCAGGACCAUCGCUCAGUCAGUGAGAAGGAAAGAUGAUCGGAGGAAGAUGAAACGAGAGGAGAUAAAGGGGAGAAAAAAGAAGGAUAAAGAGAAGAAGGAGGAGGAGCUGAAGCAGCUGAAGAACCUGAAGAGGAAGGAGCUGCAGGACAAGUUGCAUAAGCUGCGAGAUCUGACGGGAGAUCAGAAUCUUGGAGUUACUGAGGAAGACCUGCUGGAAGAUUUUGACCCAGAAAAACAUGACCAGAUUAUGCAGAAAUGCUUUGGGGAUGAUUAUUAUGGAGUAGAGGAGGAUCAGAAGCCACAGUUUGAUGAGGAAGAGGAGUUGGAUGGGGAGUGGAACUGGGAUACCUGGACUGGAGCAGAGGGCGAGGAGAAGGCUGGUGAGGAGGGCAAGAGUGAUGAGGGAGAAGAUGAUGCUGAACCUUACUGCGAUGAUCCAAACUUUGUGAUGGAUGCAGACUUCAACCCUCAAGAAACUCCUGCCCCAUCACGUAAAGAAAGAAAGCGCCUACGGCUCGAAAGAGAGAAGAAUGCCAAGAGGAGAAAGAAGUCCGUGUUUGCUGAAGCUGUGAGCAAAGACAAACCUGUAUUUAAUCCAGAUGAUAAAACAUUCCAGGAAUAUGUAGAAGAGUAUUACAAGCUAGACUAUGAGGAUAUUGUGGAUGAUCUGCCAUGUCGAUUCAAGUAUCGGCAGGUGCUUCCUUGUGACUUUGGACUCAGCACUGAGGAGAUCCUGAAAGCAGAUGACAAGGAACUGAACAGAUGGUGUUCACUAAGGAAGACUUGUAUGUACAGAUCUGAAAAAGACGACAUUUAUGAUCAAAAUACCUUCAGCCAGAAAGCACAGAAUCUCUGGAAGAAACAGCAAAUCCUGAAGUCCAUUAUCGAGAGUGCUGAAAACUCAGAAUCUACAAUGGCCUCCAAGUCAAAAGUAGGAAAGAGACGCAGAGAUAAACUGAAGAGCCAAUCAGAAGAGAGCACGGUGGCAUCCAAAUCUGCUGAACCUGAACCCGCAAUACAGAUGGACCCGGGUCAGAAAAAAUCGACACACAUUAAAGGUUCGGAGACAACGGAGAUAGGCGAGAAACCAGCUUCUUCUGAAACGGAGCUGAAAAAUCAAUCUUUGUCCAUGGGGGGUCAUGGUGAAGAAAGGAUUAAGGACAAGAUAAAUGCCAACAGUAUACCCGCAGCAAAGAAAGCCAAGGUUAACGUACCGAAAGCAGCAGUGAAUAAAGGCACAAAGAAUAAGUCAAGUCCCAACAGUAUGCCAAGAGGGAGGAAAGACUCGGACAAGGGUAAAGAACUGAAGGCAGCAGCGAAUAAAAGCACCAACAGCAAACCAAGUGUCAACGUUAUACCGGCAGGAAAAGAAGACCCGGCCAAGGAUAAAGUACCGAAAGCAGCAGGGUAUAAAGGCAACAAAAGCAAGCCAAAUGCCAACCGUAUACUGGCAGAGAAGAAAGACUCUGCCAAGGCUGAAGUGCUGGAGGCAAAAGUGAAUGACCUGUGUCUGAAAGAAAAGAAGAAGAAACUAAAACGGAAGGCUGGACUUCUUUUAGGUUCCAUGGUGCGAAUGGGUGGGAGAGAAUUUAGUGGGCAGAGACUGCGGGCAUACGGCUUGAACCCCAAGAGGUUGCGAUAUAGGCAGCUGGGCAGAGAAAGGAGGAAGAUACAGGAAAAACACCAGAAGAAGACCGCUAAAGAGGACUAAAUACAGAACUUUAAACACCACAAACACACAUUUAUCAUAGAACCCAAUUUAUAAAGCGUUGUUCCCCCAGAUAAAUAAAUCAUAAAUCUGUUUUUCAUAAGUAACAAUUAAAAAUUUGUCUUCAGUUUAAAACA
Rana temporaria (common frog) is the source of this 2767-nucleotide messenger RNA. It is a transcript of the gene KRI1, whose product is annotated as KRI1 homolog. NCBI's taxonomy places the organism in Eukaryota, Metazoa, Chordata, Amphibia, Anura, Ranidae. The coding region runs from base 39 to 2633 and encodes 864 amino acids. Gene Ontology annotation, biological process: endonucleolytic cleavage in ITS1 to separate SSU-rRNA from 5.8S rRNA and LSU-rRNA from tricistronic rRNA transcript (SSU-rRNA, 5.8S rRNA, LSU-rRNA). Gene Ontology annotation, cellular component: 90S preribosome; nucleolus. The record is from RefSeq and is a predicted model, not a curated record. The transcript is spliced from 19 exons.